AUGUCCCUCCAAACCCCGCUGUGCGCCCUCCUCAACAUCCAACACCCCAUCCUUCUCGCAGGGAUGGCGCGGGCCUCCAGCGCGCCGCUGGCGGCCGCCGUCUCCAACGCAGGGGGACUAGGCACCGUCGGGGGGCUGGGCUACACGCCAUCGCAGCUCUCGGAGAUCCUGACCGAGUUAAAGUCCCAGCUGCGGGACCCGUCGCUGCCGUUCGGGGUGGACCUGGCGCUGCCGCAGGUGGGCGGCGGGGCGCGCGCCACGAACCACGACUACACGCACGGGCAGCUGGACCAGCUGAUCGAGGUGGUGAUCGCGCAGGGGGCGAAGCUGUUCGUGUCGGCGGUGGGCGUGCCGCCGGCGCACGUCAUCACGCGACUGCACGACGCCGGCAUCCUGGUGAUGAACAUGGUUGGGGCGCCCAAGCACGCCGAAAAGGCGCUGGCGCGGGGCGUGGAUAUCGUGUGCGCCCAGGGCGGCGAGGGCGGCGGGCAUACGGGCGACAUCCCCUUCUCGGUGCUCAUCCCGGCUGUUGUGGAUGUCGCGCAGCGGUACCGGAGUCGGCUGACGGGCCAGCCGCCCCUCGUGGUCGCGGCGGGUGGCGUGAACGAUGGCCGCAGUCUGGCGGCGGCGUUGAUGCUGGGGGCCGCGGGCGUUUGGGUCGGGACGCGCUUCGUGGCGUCCGAAGAGAGCGGGGCCAGUCGGCUGCAUAAGGAGGCCGUCGUGGGCGCCACCUAUGGGGAUACCAUGCGGACCCUCGUCGUGUCGGGGCGGCCGCUGCGGGUUUUGCCGAAUGAAUACGUCAAGGACUGGGAGAGGCGGCCGGAGGAGAUUGCUCGCUUGACGGCCCAGGGCAUUGUCCCCAUGGAGUAUGACCUCAAGAACGAUAAGGAUGUCGACUUACCGUUCCUGAUGGGUGAUGUUUCAGCGAAUGUGGCCAGUAUCAAGCCGGCGGCUGAGAUUGUAAAGGAGAUGGUCCAGCAAGCUGUCGAGAUGCUGAAGAAGGGGAGCUCCUACAUACAAGGCCCGGCCAGUAGACUAUGAGGCUUCGGGUAGAAUUCUCCGUGGUAGUUGGCAUGACAUAAC
Aspergillus aculeatus ATCC 16872 is the source of this 1083-nucleotide messenger RNA. Its product is annotated as NAD(P)H-dependent flavin oxidoreductase. The coding region runs from base 1 to 1041 and encodes 346 amino acids. Lineage: Eukaryota; Fungi; Ascomycota; Eurotiomycetes; Eurotiales; Aspergillaceae. The record is from RefSeq and is a predicted model, not a curated record. Gene Ontology annotation, molecular function: nitronate monooxygenase activity. The transcript has a single exon.